Messenger RNA from Hibiscus syriacus, 2387 nucleotides. RefSeq names its product transcription factor GTE7-like. Gene Ontology annotation, molecular function: protein binding. The transcript has 3 exons. The coding region runs from base 239 to 1912 and encodes 557 amino acids. The record is from RefSeq and is a predicted model, not a curated record. Lineage: Eukaryota; Viridiplantae; Streptophyta; Magnoliopsida; Malvales; Malvaceae.
ACUGUCGUUCCUCGCUCAUCAAAAUUCAAUGGGUUAAAUUUUCAAACCCUAAUCUUUGCGUAGAUCAUUGAUUCUUUUUUCAAAAGAAUAUUUUCAGGUUCUUUUCCCUUGUUUUUGAAUUGCUGGCAACAUUCGUUAAGCGGCACGUGGAGUCCCGGCUCUAUCGUCUUCAUGGUUUUAGUUCCUCAGUACCGAUCGGGAUACUCUCGCUGGAACACUGCCGGUUCCCGGAAUUUGAAUGGCGUCGGUCGUUUUGGCGAAUUGUAAUGAGUCAAAUUGGCCACUUCCGCUGAAUACCAGUGUCGAUUUCAUGGGCAAAGUUCCAUUUACAGCUAAAAACCCAAUCCCUAACCCUAAAUUCAGCAAGAAGCGUUAUUUUCAGCACCGAUUGAUGCAGCCCGACGAUGUUUCUGGCCGCGUUGUUGAUGAUCACCCCGCCGUUACCCAUUCUGCGGCUUCGGAUGAUGCGUCGUCGAUUAAUCGUAAGAUAAAUGAUUUCAGCUCUGGCAGUUACGUUAGUUUUCCCGUCAGCUCUUAUACAAGGAAGGAGUUGAUUGAUCUGAAGAGCCGGUUGGCUUCAGAGCUGGAGCAGAUACGUGAAUUGAAGAAUCGAAUCCAGUCAAAUGAUUUUCAGGCUAGAUCCAGCUCCACGAAGAAACCCUUACCCAAAAAGAACAUUUCUGGCAACAAACGACCUUUGCCCCCAAAUUCCAGCAAAGAUUUGAGGAGAUUGAACCCUCUAGAGAACGGAAAACCAUCGAAGGCUUAUUUGAUGAAAAACUGCUCCCAAAUCUUGAGCAAACUAAUGAAGCACAAACAUGGGUACAUCUUCAAUUCGCCAGUGGAUGUGGUUGGGUUGGGGCUUCACGAUUAUUACGCUGUUAUCAAGAAUCCGAUGGAUCUGGGCACUGUUAAAUCGAGGUUGGCCAAAAACUUUUAUGCUUCUCCGUUGGAUUUCUCGGCAGAUGUCAGGCUGACAUUCAAAAACGCCAUGCUGUAUAAUCCGAAGGGGCAUGAGGUUUAUGCGUUGGCUGAGCAGCAGCUUUCGCGAUUUGAGGAUUUGUUUCGUCCAUUGAGUUUGAAAUUGGAGGAGCAAGAUGAUCCUCAAGAAAUGGAGUAUUACGAGGAAGAGUUGCAAGCUAGUUCUUGGGAUCAUGGGGAAGCUGAGAGGUUGAAGAAAGAUAGGGAAAUUGAUAAGGAUGAUUCGAUUAACAUUGGGGCAAGAUCUGAUAAAGAUGGGAGGAUUUUGAGCUAUGUUUCAAACUCCAAUCCACCGCCAGCACAGGUGCAGUUGCAGCAGGAGCUUGCUUCUCCAGUAAGGGCGCCACCAGUUAAGCCAGUGAAGUUGCCUAAACCUAAGGCCAAGGAUCCGAACAAGAGGGAAAUGACUAUGGAGGAGAAGCAAAAGUUGGGGAUUGGACUGCAGAGCUUGCCACAGGAGAAGAUGGACAAUGUGGUUCAUAUUUUAAGGAAAAGGAAUGGACACUUGACGCAGGAUGGGGAUGAGAUUGAACUUGAUAUCGAGGCAAUGGACACAGAGACUCUGUGGGAGUUGGAUCGGUUUGUCACUUAUUACAAAAAGAUGGUCAGCAAGAUCAAACGGCAAGCGUUGUUGUCAAACAAUGUUGCAUCCAAUGACAGUAAUCAGAGAGAAGAAACUGUGGAGAAGACGGAUGUUGCAACGGAGAUGAAGAGGUCGAAGAAAGCUGAUGCUGGAGAUGAUGAUGUAGAUAUUGGGGAUGAAAUGCCAAUGAGCAGUUUUCCACCGGUGGAGAUAGAGAAAGAUAACGAACGCUGUAGUAGCAGUUCCAGUGGCUCCAGCAGUUCGAGCAGUGGUUCUUCAUCGUCUAGUGAUUCGGAAUCUGGGAGUUCACCAGGAAGCGAUUCAGAUGGUGAUGAUGCUCGAUCAUAAGGCCUCGGUUUGAAGUAUGAGUUCAUUACACGUUUUUGGAGCUUGUCAGCUGAGAUUUUGGGGUGGAACUUAGGUAGAUUUACUAACAAUGCUAACAAAUUAAGAAGUUAGGUAUGGAGUCACUGCGUUAAAUGCUGAAUGUGUGGGCCUUUUUUUUCAUUUUGUUGAAUGUACAGGGUGGGUUGUUUAAGUGUAUUGUGUGAGUUGUGUAAUGGUUGUUCUCUUUCGAGGAAAGAAACGGACGAAAUUGGAAAAUGGGGGGCAUCAUCAUUGCUAGAAGAAUCAUUGAAACUGUGGGCUUGGGCAAAAUGUAGUAAAAAAUAGUUGAGAGAUUUGGUAGAAGAUAUUUUUGUAGGAAAAGUAGUUUUUUUUUGGGAGGGGGAAAGGUAGAAAGAACAUUUGUAUGCGUGGAACCACAAUACAUAGAUUUUCAGCAGCAAUAGUGAGGAAUGUACAAUUACAGAGCUUUUGCUUC